This is a messenger RNA of Trypanosoma grayi, 501 nucleotides long. Its product is annotated as excreted/secreted protein 15. The record is from RefSeq and is a predicted model, not a curated record. The transcript has a single exon. Bases 1 to 501 code for a protein of 166 amino acids. NCBI's taxonomy places the organism in Eukaryota, Euglenozoa, Kinetoplastea, Trypanosomatida, Trypanosomatidae.
AUGGAGGUGUUUACCGGAAUGGCGGUGUACCUUCGCACCAUUGCCACUGGACAACGCUACAGCGGCAGCGGCAAUGGGAGGGAAGAGGAAUUAGGUGGUGGCAGCAGCAGUAGCAGCAAGAGUAGUGGGGAUGCACCAGCCGAUGUGCAGCUGCAGCUACAGCAGGACCAAAAGGGCCUCUUCGCUGAGGGCUACGGGCUUGAUGUGUGGGGGCGUCUUUUCGCCCUCGUGCAGGAGCUGCGGCAGGAUAUGGAAAAGUUCAUCGCCGACAACGCAGCACACCAGGUGGAGCCGGAGUUCGAGUGCUGGGAGGCGCUGCUCAUUACGCUGCGGUGUACCCUCGACUACUGCGUUGUCUGCAUGCAGGAGAAGGGCAAGGGCGAACGCGAGGUGGCGGAGCGGCUCUUCCGCGAGGCAGCGGCGCUUCGGAAGGAACUCGUGGAGGAGAGCCGCACCCGAUUCGAGGGACGGAUGCGCAUUUUGUGGCUGCAGGAGGCGUGA